Molecule: messenger RNA, 184 nt
Organism: Racocetra fulgida
Lineage: Eukaryota; Fungi; Glomeromycota; Glomeromycetes; Diversisporales; Gigasporaceae
Source: the annotation of a GenBank genome assembly
UCUUGGGAUGCGGUUGCUGAAGACUUCAAACAUCAUCAAAAAAAUGGGUUGACCAUUCCUCCGGUCCUUGAAAAUAGAUCUGAAAAGUUUUCUCCAUACCCGCCCAAAAAUAGCACCGUGAUCUCAUCUGGUAACAGAACUAUCCCAGAAAAGAAUACUUUUAAUCUUGAAAGAAUUAGAAAUG